Lactuca saligna is the source of this 1556-nucleotide messenger RNA. The record is from the annotation of a GenBank genome assembly. NCBI's taxonomy places the organism in Eukaryota, Viridiplantae, Streptophyta, Magnoliopsida, Asterales, Asteraceae.
UUAAAAAAAGAAAUUUGUUAUUUGUACAAACUACAAACCCUCGUUGGAUUUCCCUCCUUCCUCAAUUUCCUCUUCAACGCCCCUCACCUCACACUCUCUCAACACCUCUUCUGAUCAACACGUUACACAAUCCACCAUUAAAACUCUGCAAUUUCACCCCCUUUCUUUUUUUCUUCUUUCCCCUAAAGAAACCCCAUUCUAGAGAGAGUUAAAAGAGUGAAAGAAUCUUUCUUUGAUGAUGCUCCAUUUGUUUGUUUUCAUCUACAAACCCUUAAGCUCCUCCAUCCAAAUUCAGAUCUAACAUGAUUUGUUUUCAUCUGGGUAUCCUUUGAAAUUUGCCUACUCUUGAUGAAUUUACUUGGGUAUUCAUGGUGAGGAUGGGAUCGAAUGAUAAUUUGGAAAAUGUCGUCGGGAGUACAAACCCACUUUCGGUUGUUUCGAGAGGUGGUGCGACCCGGUCAUGGGGUACAACGGCGUCGGGACAAUCUGUUUCGACUAGUGGCAGCGUUGGGUCGCCGUCGACCCGGAGUGAGGCUGCAAUGGCGGCGACGCCUGCUAGUGAUAACACGUUUAUGAGGCUGAAUCACCUUGAUAUUCACGCUGAUGAUGCUGGAUCUCAAGGAGCUGCUGGAAAUAAGAAGAAAAAACGAGGUCAACGUGCAACUGGAGGUGAUAAAGUAGGAAGAGGACUUCGACAAUUUAGCAUGAAAGUAUGCGAAAAAGUAGAAAGCAAAGGAAGAACCACUUAUAAUGAGGUUGCAGAUGAACUUGUAGCUGAAUUUGCAGAUCCUAGAAAUAGUGAUCAACCUCCUGAUCAGCAACAAUAUGAUGAGAAGAAUAUUCGUAGAAGGGUAUAUGAUGCUCUUAAUGUUCUCAUGGCUAUGGAUAUUAUUUCUAAAGAUAAAAAGGAAAUACAAUGGCGGGGCCUACCUCGAACUACUUUGAAUGAUAUUGAAGAACUAAAGAGUGAGCGUAUUGCUAUCAAGAACAGAAUUGACAAGAAAGCGGCUUAUUUGCGAGAACUAGAAGAUCAACAUAUAGGUCUUCAAAACCUCAUACAGAGGAAUGAGCAGUUAUAUGGGUCUGGAAAUGCACCAACUGGUGGGGUGGCUUUGCCUUUUAUACUUGUCCAGACUCGGCCUCAUGCGACCGUGGAGGUGGAAAUUUCAGAAGAUAUGCAGCUCGUUCAUUUCGACUUUAACAGCACACCAUUUGAGCUACAUGAUGACAAUUAUGUCCUCAAGGCCAUGAAGUUUGGUGAUGGAACAAACAAUGUUUGUACAGAAGGAGGUGUGGGGUCCAGCAUGUUUGAGGGUGGGGUUCCUAUGCAGCCGAGGUCCAGCGUAACACACGGUAGACCUCCACCAUCCCCUCCACUUCCGGGGAUACUAAAGGGACGUGUUAAGCAUGAGAAUUAGUCGAUACAACCUCUAAAUUCUAAUAUCUCUUCUUUGUAUAUUGUGUAAGCAUGUUGUGCUUGCUUUGCUAAUUGCGGAUUUGGGCUUUAUUUGGUCAUAAUGUUUUUUUUUUUUUUUUUUGUAUUUGAUUUUAUGGUA